This is a messenger RNA of Trypanosoma brucei brucei TREU927, 4791 nucleotides long. RefSeq names its product RNA polymerase I second largest subunit. Gene Ontology annotation, cellular component: RNA polymerase I complex; nucleus. The record is from RefSeq and is a predicted model, not a curated record. Gene Ontology annotation, biological process: DNA-templated transcription. The transcript has a single exon. Gene Ontology annotation, molecular function: DNA-directed RNA polymerase activity; DNA binding; ribonucleoside binding. Bases 1 to 4791 code for a protein of 1596 amino acids. Lineage: Eukaryota; Euglenozoa; Kinetoplastea; Trypanosomatida; Trypanosomatidae.
AUGUCAACAAAGAAUUCCGUUGUAGGUUCGGCUUCCGGGUCGCAUGCGUCAACCGCGGGUGAGACAGUAACAUCAACCCGCAGUGGGACAUCCUCUCGGCAUUCUAGGCAGAGACGGCAGCAGUACGAUUACGUGAAGAAUCCUUCGGAACCAAUGACCGCAAUGGAGAGGCUCAAACUUGUGCGCUGCUCCAUAGCGCGGCUGCGCUAUCUUGGUGAGCGCCAUCGUCACACGUCGAAGCUCGACACAACCGGUGGUGACCGGCUGCUGAGUUUCUUCGAGGGACUACGCAAGCGAGUACUGAAGCUUGAGUACAACCCCCGUGUAGUCGCAAAAUCCAAAGUCGGUGCACCAAAGCACCUUGAUUAUAUCAGAGGGCACGCGAAUGCUCUUCUGGGAGAGGCAUCGACCAUUAUUUCCGAAUGUGAACAAGCGAUGGACCGAAGCGAAGCUGUGUACGAGGGUCUUGCGUAUCACCAGCUCCAAGAUACACAUCGCGAGUUGGAGAACUUAGUAGGGUUGCUAUCUGGUGCGCCAUCAGAUAUGGAGAGCGCUGGAUCUUUGAAACUACUUGCUGACCUGGUUUCUCCUCAUGUGGCCGAAUUUGAUGCCUUUGCAGAGCAGCGCGUGCCAGAGUUUUUACAAGAAUUGAAAAACGAGGGUUUCCUUUUCUCUUCAGUAAUAAAUGAUUCUCAACAACCUGCCAAUGCGAUUGGACUUCUGUCAGUGUUCAUUGUCGAUGUCGCCAUCGGAGUUCGACCUGGGCGUUCUGCUAGGUUGGUGAUUCAGCAUGCCCUUCACAACUUGGCCAGGCUCAAGUCUCGUGUUGACAAAGCCGAUCUAACCCUUGGGGCGGAGGAAGACAGUAGCAAUAACGAACAUCACAGGAUGCAGUCUCUCGAAUUCGAGGUUAUUCGUGGCCGUUUAAGAGAAGCUAAGGAGGAAUUGGAAAGAAUAAGGGAUAAGUGGGAUCACGACGAAGGGGAUAUAUUCUCACGCGCCGGUACUGGGGUUCAAGGUUUGCAGUCAAUUAUUGAUGCAAAGCGAGUGAAGGAGUCGACGGUGAUUGAGGAGGCGCAAGCAAUACAUGAUCGAACAGUUUAUGCGUGCCUUCCUUUUGCGUCUCCGCAAUACUGUCGCAUUCGGAGUGAGACAUAUUCCCAACCUUGCCAUGUGCGGGUGGGUUUUAAGUUCGUUGCCAAGGGAGAUGGAUCAGUCUCUCGAACGAAGACGCAGUUGAUAUAUAAUCUUAUGCCAGAAUUCUUGAUUCUCAUGCGCCAACAAGGGAUUGCCCCUUCUGAUCAAGAGCGUUUUGCCACCCUUGCACCCAGUAAGUACGAGUUGUGGUUAUCCCUGGGAGAGUUACCGGAGAUGGUAUUGGGUGCUCGCUGCGCCCUCCGCGGUGUGAACCAGCGACUUGAUCACUUUCGUGCCUUAGAGGAGCAAAAGGAGGUAGGCGGUUAUUUCGUUUUGCGCGGUGGUGAGCGUAUUCUACGGAACCUCAUUCUACAGCGCUGCAAUGUUCCUCUUAAUAUCGAGCGUGAGCGGUUUGCGACCGUGGAUUCUUUCUUUUCUCCGAGGGCGGUAAUUAUCCGUUGCAAGCGUCCGAGUGGUUUAACCGUCCAAAACUACUUCUACUAUGCAACCAAGGGUGAGGUGAUCUUUACCUUCGCACGGAGGGUCGUGUGGAAUAUCCCGGCCCUAUUGGUAUUAUCUGCCCUGAACACCCGGCAUCGGACUUCGCUGGAUAUAUACAAGCUUCUUACCAUUGGCCUCACCAACGGUAGAAGCCCUCAUGCUGCGCGUGUGGAGGCACUUUUGCAGCACCAUAGCCAGAUGCCGUACAGUACUCUCGACAAUUUCCUGGAUUAUUUAGCGGUCGUGGGUCUGAUGUACAGACGGUACCACGAGUCAUCCUUUAUCUUUCGGUUUCUCCCGCAGUAUCACACUUCUUUUGCCACUCAGCACGACGCCUGGUAUGGUUUGUUCAUGCUGCGACGACAUAUGUUGCCGCACUUGAAUACUGCUGAGGCUACGCCGGAUUUGCCGCCUACAGCCACCUCACGAGAGAUCAGGGAGUGGCUUUCCACUGGACUCCAGGAGGAGCUAGCUGCGAAGUUCGAUGCAUUAAUUGGUAUCUUGCGUCAGCUGUUGGUUUUUAAUGACGGUGCAACGGGUAACCAGGGGAACGACGUGCUCGCUUAUCAGGAGGUGUUCACGGUUUCGCAAGUGCUAAUAGGUGCUUUCGAGGUGUCAUUGAUGAAAACCAUGGGGGCAGUGACCUUUCGUAUGGCAGGUCAACUUUCCCCUGAGAUAUUUCAAGCCACUAUGUGCUUGGCAGAAACUCCAAUACGAGAAGCCGCCAAUACCCUUGAGAAGCUGAAUCAGUUACUGGAAUACAGCUGUCGUAACAAUGGACCUGAUCCACUUAUUACACUCAAUCGGUUGCUUCUUACGGGAAACUUUGCCCUUGACCGUGAAGAAGAUUUUUAUUCUCCCCAAACCGCUGGCUGGGCAGUUAUGACGGAACACUUAAACUUCUAUCGCUCCUUUGAGCAGCUCAUGUGCGUACAUCGUGGUAAAUCGAUCGCAGAAAUGCGUUCGAGUGAUGUGCGCAGGUACCCAUGCGAGGCUUACGGGUUUAUAUGCAUGGUUCAUAGCCCCGAUGGCGAGGAUUGCGGUGUCUUAAAUCACCUGAGUAUAAGCACGGUUCUUUCUGCCUCUCCUCGAGUUGGGUCAAGCCAGUACAAAAUUCUCCUGGCUUUCAUUGAGGAAGAGCUAAAGAAUGUUAGGAAUACCACAUCACUGAUUUCCUGUGUGGAUCAGCUGGUCGGUACCGUUCCUGUGUGGUUGGAAGGAAGGCUGCUGGGUUACCUCUCACCUAACGAGGCUCUGAGUGCCUCCAAAGCUCUCACACAGAAGAAGGCAUUACGAAGCCGGGGAGUUGUGGGUGUCACAGGUAUCGUGAGGCGCGACAGUAUAAGUUCUCUAAACACUAUGGAGGUUGUCUACAUACCGCCUGGGAGCAAGGAUCCAAUGGGGUUGUACAUAUUUUACCAGUACGGAAGACUCAUGCGCCCGGUGCUGCAAAUUGAGUCGCCGUCUCGCGGCGGCGACCUUCCAUUUCCUGUCGUUUACCUAGGUACUUGGGAGCAGUCGUGGAGGGACAUUGCUGCCGUCCCCUCCGACCUUUUUGAUGGUUUUGACCAACUGAGACGCAAGUACGAGUUUAUGGAACAAAACGGGUUCAACAUAUUGAGCUUCACUUCCUCGACGAUUCCAUUCUUUGAACAUAACUGUUCUCCCCGUAACCUUUUUCAGUGUGGAUUGUCAAAACAGACGGCUGGUACACAACUCCAAACUCAGGCAUGGCGACGGGAUGCGAAGCUCUUCCGCAUGUACUAUCCCCAACGUUAUAUUAGUCGUACACUCCCGAUGGAUUACUUUGGCCUAGAUGACGUAAGCUUGGGAGUUAAUGCGGUGGUUGCCAUCCUUGCCUACACAGGCUAUGAUUUGGACGAUGCCAUGAUACUAAACAGCACAGCGAAACAAUUUGGUAUGCUUAAUGCUGGUGUUACCGUUGCAAAGAUCGUAAAAGCCAGUGGGAAAGGAGACAGCAACGAUGUCUUCGUGUUUCACAACUGUCUUCCAGAUGGGCAGCCCUUCACACCGGAGUUGGAUCGUCACGGCCUUCCGAAAAAGCGUGCAGUGCCCAAUGCAACGGCGUAUUUCUCGUUUGAUACCGAUCACAAAUAUCCGUCGUUGAGGGAUAGCAGUGCAGUGUAUUGUUGUGCCAAGCGCUUUGAGUACAUCGACCCAUUAACCAAUGAGAAGACUUAUGAAUACACACGUCACCAAAUAACGAAGUGGAGGCACUUUGACAAAGGUGAGGAUGCAUGGGUCCACAGCGUCAUUCCACUAACAUAUGACGGACCGGACCCCACCAGUGUGCUGGUUUUGUUCCGUAUCCCGCGCCCGCCUGUUAUCGGUGACAAAUUUUCCUCGCGCCAUGGACAGAAGGGGACACUUCCCCUUGACAUACGCUCUCACGAUUUACCGUUCAGCACACGUGAUGGUAUUACGCCUGACAUUAUUAUCAACCCUCAUGCUUUCCCCUCCCGCAUGACAGUAGGCAUGGUGCUGGAGAUGAUGGGUGCGAAGCUGGGCUGUAUCCAAGGUCGGUUGUGCGAUCAUAGUGCAUGGAGUGUUAUUGAUGAGCAGCCCCGAUCCGCUAAAACGAUUGGCGACGCCCUUGAGGCACUCGGUUACAACCGAUAUGGCCGUGAGAAACUUAUAGAUGGCAUAACUGGGGAGGAAAUCGAAGCUGAAGUAUUGGUAGGCAUCUCGGGAUACCAGCGCUUGCGGCACAUGGUAAGUGACAAGUGGCAGGCGCGGGCCAGGACAGAUUCCCACACUCAUCGAGCAGUGACGAAAACAGGGCAACCAGUGAAGGGACGUAAGCGCCACGGUGGCGUCCGCGUCGGUGAGAUGGAGCGUGACGCGUUGCUUUCCCACGGUGUGGCUGAGGUCGUUAUCGACAGGCUGCUUCAUGUGUCCGAUAAAACGAAGGCUUUUAUUUGUGUUGAGUGCGGCUCUAUGCUGUCCAUUUACGAACGACACGCAACAGAAUAUUCAACGUGGAAAACGUGCAAAUUCUGCAGUGCAGGUCUGCACGAGACAGAUGACACAAUAGCUUUCGUUGAGAUCCCGCAGGUGCUUCGUCUCUGGGCAACGGAGCUUACAAGCGUCGGCAUUCGAGUUGUGCUGAAGACCAGUGAAACAUCCUUGUAA